Messenger RNA from Amaranthus tricolor (Joseph's coat), 3067 nucleotides. Its product is annotated as probable disease resistance protein At1g58602. The record is from RefSeq and is a predicted model, not a curated record. The coding region runs from base 144 to 2912 and encodes 922 amino acids. Lineage: Eukaryota; Viridiplantae; Streptophyta; Magnoliopsida; Caryophyllales; Amaranthaceae. The transcript is spliced from 3 exons. Gene Ontology annotation, biological process: defense response to other organism. Gene Ontology annotation, molecular function: ADP binding.
GUGGACUAUGGAGUAGUAUUUGUCUCUAUUAUAAAGCUAUGUUCUAGUUCUAGUAUUGAAAUCCUCAAAAGUCAACAUCAAAAACUCACAAAAUGUAUGAAUCUAAGAACUAACUGUUCACAAAAUCAAUGAAUUAGAGCACAAUGACAAGUUCAUCAAUCGAAUCAGCAGCUCAAUGGCUGGGAAAGCUACUAGUUCAAGAGGUACAAUACUUAGCAGCAGUUCGAGAUAAAGUUGAAGAUCUUCAAAGUGAGCUAGAAUGGAUGCAGUGUUUCCUAUGGGAUGCUGAUGAAAAACAGAACAAAAACGCUUUACUUCGUAAAUGGGUAUUUGAAAUUAAAGAAUCAGCACUUGAAGCUGAAGAUCUAAUAGAGCUUUAUAUAUUAGGCAUAGCUCGGAAAAGAGAAAACAAUGGGUUUUGGAUUUGGGAUGAUGUUAAAUGGUUAGCUUGUUGUUGGAUGGAAGCUAUGAAACUUCACUAUAUUGGCUCAGAUAUUGAUGCCUUGACUGCUAAGAUCUGUAAGAUGUCUUCAAGAUUGCAGACAUAUGGUGUGAAAAGCUCGUAUGAUAAGUACUCUUCUCGUGCUGUUUUGGACAAGAAAAUGAUAGCUGAGCAAAGGAGGACUUACUCUCAUAUUUGUGAUAGAGAUGUUGUUGGACUUGAAGAAUCGAUUGCGGAUUUAGCUGAUCGGUUAAAAGAAAAUGGUAAACAUGGGAUUGUAGCUCUUCAUGGAAUGGGUGGGAUCGGAAAAACUACUCUUGCACGGGAGGUUUUUCAUUAUACUCCUUUGAAGGAUAUUUUCGAUGGUUUUGCUUGGGCAUAUAUAUCUCAACAGCUUCAACUAGGACCUGUUUGUAGGGAGAUUUUGCUACAAUUAAUACCAGAAAAGAAUAAAGAAGAGAGAAAAUUGAUUGAAGGAUUACAAGAUUCACAACUACCAGGCAAGCUUUGUGAUAUGUUAAAACAAAAGAAAUAUCUAGUUGUUCUUGAUGAUGUUUGGUUUAGCAGAGAUUGGAAAUGUUUAGAACCUGCUUUCCCAGUUGGUGACACUUCUAAUGGUAGCAAAUUGUUGGUUACAACGCGGAAUCCUCAAAUAUUUUCUGGUCUAUCAGAUGAUUUGGUUUCAUAUCAUCAAGUUCAUGUUCUUGAUCGAGACAAGAGUUGGAAGCUGUUGCAGAACAAGUCCAAUUUCGAGAAAGAAAAAGCAGACCCUAUAAUGGUGGAGCUUGGUAACAAGAUGCUUGAUCAUUGUAAUGGUCAUCCUUUGGCUAUUGUUAUCCUAGGAGGAGUUUUAGCAACAAAGAAAUCAGUGGAAGAAUGGCAAUACAUCUCUGAUACUCUCCCUUCUCAUCUACAAGGGGAUGAAUCAUAUAGUGGAGUGUACGAAGUAUUAGCCAUGAGCUACUAUGAACUACCAUAUACUAUAAAACCUUGUUUUCUUCAUCUUGGUAACUUUCCUGAAGAUUAUGAAAUUCCUGUCCAAAGAUUAUAUCAUCUAUGGAUAGCUGAAGGAAUUGUGACGUCAACUCAAGAUAAAGUUGCAGCAAACAGAUCAUUGGAUGACAUUUCUGAUGUUUGCUUAAACGAGUUGGUACACAAAGGAAUGAUUCAAAUGGGGAGCAUCGAUUCAGAUGGAAAGAUUUGUACAUGUCGAAUUCAUGACCUUAUGCGGGAUAAAUGUCUAGAUAUCAACAAUGAAGAAAAUUUCCUACAAAUAUUUGAUUAUCGUUCUUGUAAUAGGGAAGAUCAACAACAUCAAGCUUUCAUAAAUGCACCACAUGACAAGCUUCGUCGCAUGACUUUGUACUUUGAUGAGAGAAUAUCUUUACCCCUUCCAAUUAUGACUCCGAGAAAGGUGUCAUCUCUUCGAUCACUCGUGUUCUUUCCAUCAGAUGAUAGCAAUGAAGAAGAUUGUCGAUGGAUAAUAGCUAUAUGCAAAGGAUCUCCACUUCUUCGCAUCUUAGACUUUGAGGGUGUUCGAUUGCAAGGGAGUCUUCCUAAAGAGGUUGGAUACUUAAUUUAUUUAAGGUAUCUGAGUUUAAAAGGUACUUGCAUCACGAAAUUACCAACUUCAAUAGGUAACUUAAGGUCCUUAAUGAUCCUUGAUUUACGAGUGAAUGAUGUAAACAUCAUGUUACCUAAUCAAUUAUGGAAGAUGAAAUCUUUGAGGCAUUUGUAUUUCCCAUCUAGGAUAUUGUCUCAAGAAAAUGUUCAUCAGCAAGGAUAUACAAUCGAGGAGGAUAAUAUGUUAAAGUUAGACCAAUUGGGGUAUCUAGAGAAGCUUGAAGAUGUAGACUUGGAUAGGGUGGAUGUGAAUGGAUUAGUAGAACUAAGAAGCAUGAGAAAACUUUCAGCUAGUUGUGUUUCUAAGAAAGAAAGCUUGGUUCCUUUUCUAAAAUCCACUAGCAUAAAGAGCUUAUCACUAAAAGUCCAUGCUGAUAUAAUAAAUCAAGAUCAUAUGAUCUUAUCAACUUGUGCUUCCUUGAAGGUUUUACAUAUAGACGCCGAAAGAUACCCACGAACUUAUUUACCAAUGACCUUGGACAUUUUUCCGCAAAAUUUGGUGGAGUUGGGGUUUUGGUAUUGUAAAUUCUCGGAAGAUCCAAUGCCAAUUCUUGAAAAGCUUCCCAAGCUGAGAAACCUUCAAUUGCAUAUAUGCUAUGAUAAAAGUAAGUUAGCUUGCUCCAAUAAAGGCUUUCCUGAGCUUACUUAUUUGGCUCUUGAUGGCUUAUUCUCUACAAAUGAGUGGACAGUUGAAAAGGGAGGGCUUCCAAAGUUAAAGAAUGUUGAGAUUUAUAACUGUCCUCUUACAAAGCUUCCUGAUGUUCUGCCAUCACAUAUUUCCAUUGUGUGCUGUCCUUGCAUAAGUGGAAUCAAAAGACAUGGGUCUUGUCAUUACUUCAAAGCUUGAUGGCUAAUAAAGCUAUUUUAUAUUUAUUUGUUGCUGUUUUCAAAAUUGUAUCUCUUUGUGUAAGUACCUUAUUUCUUUUCUUAGUAGCUAAUUGCAUGGUGUGAUCAAUAAUUUCAAUUGAUGAUAUUGAUAUAAAAGACUCUUCUUGGUUUUAA